Messenger RNA from Pyrus x bretschneideri (Chinese white pear), 4641 nucleotides. Its product is annotated as disease resistance protein RPV1. Gene Ontology annotation, molecular function: protein binding; ADP binding. Gene Ontology annotation, biological process: defense response; signal transduction. The record is from RefSeq and is a predicted model, not a curated record. NCBI's taxonomy places the organism in Eukaryota, Viridiplantae, Streptophyta, Magnoliopsida, Rosales, Rosaceae.
CCUUUCCCUUCCUCGUCCUCCAUCUCGAUAAAUCCAAGAACGCCAAAGUACUUUUCCCUCCAACUCCUUCCCCCUAAAUUUCACUUUCAGUCCGCCCUCCCGCUAUGAAAUUGAAAAAGAUGGCUUCCAAGUUACAAAAAUCCCUUGAAAAUUCUCGACCAAGCCCAAUAUUUGAAUACCUGAAGGGAAAAAAACCCCCGAUAUGGAUUCUGAAUUGGAAAAUUUCUCGGGCGAACUUACGUUUUGAGUGCAGUCUGUCGCUUUUCAGGUCAACACGCCAACACAACCACAACUAUUGCUAUUUUUUCAGUCUGUGAUCUGAGCCGCUGCUAUGCCAUAACGGUGGAUACCGCCAUGACAGCCCACGAAGCCUCCUCUUCGUCCUCCUCCCAGUCCAAACUCUGGAAGUACGACGUAUUCUUGAGCUUCAGGGGUGAAGACACGCGCUAUGGCUUCACGAGCCACCUCCACGCGGCAUUAAAAGCCAGAGGGUACCAGGUCUUUAUUGAUGAGGACGAUCUACCAAGAGGGGAAGAAAUAAAAGAGAAACUGUUUCGUGCAAUCGAAGAGUCGAGGAUCUCUGUCAUUAUCUUCUCAAAGAUGUAUGCGGAUUCGAGUUGGUGUCUUGACGAGCUGGUGAAGAUCAUGGAGUGCAGAUCCGAACUUCAGCGACGUGUUUUGCCAAUAUUCUAUCACGUCGAUCCUUCGCAUGUCAGGAAGCAGGACGGAGAUUUAGCCGAAGCAUUUCAGAACCAUGAAAAGGACAUCCGUGAAGAAAAAGAUGACAAGAAACGUGAAGCUAAACAAGAAAGGCUAAAGCUGUGGGGAGAGGCUCUCACAAAGGCUGCAAAUUUGUCUGGCCACCAUCUUAAAAACGCUAGCAAUGGGCCCGAAGCAGAGUUCAUUACAAAAAUUAUUGACGAUAAUAUUUGUGAAUGGCUCACCAGCACUAACGAAUUACAUGUGGCCAAGCACAUAGUUGGAAUCGAUUCUCGCGUUCAAGAUAUUAUCAGUUAUCUUUCAAGUGGUGGAUCAAAUGAUGUUCUCAUGGUUGGAAUUUGGGGUAUGGGUGGACUGGGUAAAACAACAGCUGCCAAAGCCAUUUAUAACCAAAUUCAUCCUCAGUUUGAAUUCAAAAGUUUCCUUGCCGACGUUCGUGAUGCUACAAGGAAACAUGAUCUGGUUGAUUUGCAAAAAAAACUUAUUUCUGACAUCUUGAAAAAGAAGCAUGAAAUAAGCUGUGUUGCCGAAGGUAUCGGUCUGAUAAAACAACAAUUUCGACAUAGAAAGAUACUUGUCAUCGUGGACAACAUAGAUAAAAAGGAACAACUGGAUGCAAUAGUUGGAAGUCAUGAUUGGUUUGGUCCUGGAAGUAGAAUUAUCAUAACAACACGAGAUGAACGUCUACUACUAAAUGUGGACAGAGCAUGUCAGGCUAAGAAAAUGAAUGAAGAAGAAGCUCUUGAGCUAUUUAGUUGGCAUGCCUUCAAAAAUAGUUGUCCUGAUGAAGGAUAUCUUGAAGUUUCAGAAAAGGUUGUUUCUUACUGUGGAGGUUUACCACUAGCGCUUGAAGUUUUAGGAUCUCUUUUGAUUAAAAGAUCGUGGGCAGAGUGGGAAAGUCAAUUGGAGAAAUUGGGAAGAUAUCCAGAUGAACAUAUUGUAAAUCGACUCAGAAUAAGCUAUGAUGGGCUAGAUGAUUCAGAGAAGGCUAUAUUUCUUGACGUAUCUUGUUUCUUUAUUGGAGAUGACAAGGACUAUGUCGCAAAAAUAUUAGAUCGAUGCGGAUUUUUUGGAACAAUAGGAAUCAAUGUCCUUCGUGAACGAUGUCUUGUAACUGUUGAAGGCAACAAGUUGAAUAUGCAUGAUUUGCUUCGAAAAAUGGCCAGAGUGAUCAUUUCUAAAAAAUCUCUUGGUCACCCUGGAAAAUGGAGUAGGUUGUGGAACCGUCGAGAGGUCGCCAAUGUCUUGAGAAAUAAAUCUGGAACUGAAGAAGUUGAAGGACUUGCUCUAAAUUUCCCUGAUCCUUGGCCUCGAAGCUCUAAAUUGUGUAGUUUUAGUACAGAAGCAUUUGCCAAUAUGAAGAAACUGAGAUUCCUUCAUCUCAAAUACGUUCAGCUCAAUGGAGAAUACAAACAUCUUCCCAAAGAGUUAAUAUGGUUGUGUUGGGUAGGAUGCCCUUUAAAGUCCAUACCAGAUGACUUUUUUGAUCAACCAAGACUAGUAGUUUUAGAUAUGCAGUAUAGCAAACUGGUACAAGUUUGGGAGGGCUAUAAGUUGCUAAAGAGGUUGAAAAUCAUGAAUCUCAGUCAUUCCCUAUCUCUAAUUCAAUCACCGGACUUUUCACAAGUCCCAUAUCUUGAAGAGUUGAUACUAGAAAAUUGUGGGAGUUUGUCCGAGAUUCACCCCUCCAUUGGUCAACUUAAAAGACUUUCUUUGGUGAACCUUAAAGAAUGCGAAAAGCUUCGUUCUCUUCCAAGGGAUUUCUAUAAGUUGAAAUAUGUUAAGACUCUUCUUCUUAAUGAUUGUUUAGAAUUCAGAGAAGUGCAUGAGGAUUUAGGGGAGAUGACAUCAUUGAGAAUACUUGAAGCAGAGCAUACAGCCAUAAGACAAAUACCAUCUUCCACAGUUAGAUUGGAGAAUCUCACUCUUUUAUCCUUAAACGGUGUGAAAUUGGGUCAUGAUGCAAUCCCUCGGGAUCUUGGGAGUUUAAUUUCUUUACAAGUUUUGGAUCUUCAAGGGAAUGAUUUCCAUAUCCUACCCAGCCUCAGUGGUCUUACAAAGCUUGAAACAUUGAGGUUAAAUGAUUGCUUUAACCUUCGUACAAUCCCUGAUUUACCAACAAAUUUGAUUCUGUAUGCCGCUAAUUGUCCUGCAUUGGAAACAAUGCCCAAUUUUUCGGAAAUGUCAAAAAUGAGAAAGUUGAAGGUAAGUGAUUCACCCAAACUCAUUGAGGUUCCAGGCUUGGAUAAGUCAUUAAACUUCAUGACAUUGAUUGAUAUGAGUAACUGCACCAAUCUCAUAGCUGAUUUUGGGAAGAACAUCCUACAGGGAUGGACUUCGUGCGGAUUUGGUGGCAUUUUACUUUAUGGGAAUUUUGUUCCUGAUUGGUUUGAGUUUGUUGACCAUGGCACUACAGUCAGUUUUGAUAUUCCCCCGAAUGAUGGUCGUACUUUUGAAGGGCUGACUCUGUGCUUCUUGCACAAAUAUGGAUUUGAAAUUAAUUUUGAAUUUGGCAUUACUGUUAUAAAUCGUACCAAGCGUACUAAGUUGCAGGCUUACUUUGGCAACGGAUAUUGGGAUAAGCCUUCAAACUGUAAUCUUUGGCACAUACUUUGGCAAGUACAACUCUCGAACGAUAAGCUCAAAUUGCAAAGUGGGGAUAAAGUUGACGUUAUAGUAUUCAAUUCAAGAAAAUCUGAUUAUUAUUGGCCAUUAAUGAGAACAAUGGUUAAUCUAGUGUGGAACAAACCUAUGAAGGAAAAUACGCAUGAUUUGGACCAAGCUAGUUAUGUUUUUGACCAUCAUCCAUCUCGAUUCUAUGAGGAGUCAUCUAAUGAUUAUGAUCUCAGUAAUUCCAUCGGUAGUACUAUAGCAGUGCAUGCUCAUGGUCCUCUCAGACUUGCGGAUUCAUAUUUUUCCUCGUCGUCUAAUACUUUUCCUGCAGGCCAUCAUAUUCAGCCUCAAACUCGUCCUGAGAAUCUCUCAGUACCCUACCCAGUGGACGAUGAUCCUCUUACGCACCUCUCUCUGUCUCUUGAUUAUUCAUCAUCUACUUGUUCAGGCCAUCAUAUUCAGCCUCAAACUCGUCCUAAGAUUCUCUCAGCACUCUACCCAGUGGACGAAGAUCCUCUUACGUGCCUCUCUCUGUCUCUUGAUCAUUCAUCAUCUACUUGUUCAGGCCCUCAUAUUCAGCCUCAAACUCGUCCUGAGAAUCUCCCAAUACUCUUCCAGCUAGAGGGUCCGGCAGUCAGUGACAGAGGAGAUCAGAUAUCCAGCCCAAUGCAGGAAGAUCUUCUUGCACGUCUUUCUUUAUCCCUUCAUCAUUGGAAGCCACAAAGUCCGGCAGUCAGUGACAGAGAAGAUCAGAUAGCCGACCCAAUGGACGAAGAUCCUCUUUCGAGCCUUUCUUUGUCUCUUGAUCAUUGGAAGCCACAGGGUCCAGCAGUUAGUGACAGAGGAGAUCUGAUAGCUGACCCAAUGGACAAAGGUCCUCUUACAAGCCUUUCUUUGUCUCUUGAUCAUUGGAAGCCACAGGGUCCAGCAGUUAGUGACUGAGGAGAUCUGAUAGCCGACCCAAUGGACAAAGGUCCUCUUACGAGCCUUUCUUUGUAUCUUGAUCAUUGGAAGUCACAGGGUCCAGCAGGUCAGUGACAGAGGAGAUCAGAUAUCCGGCCCAAUGGACGAAGAUCCUCUUACGUGCCUCUCUGUCUCUUGAUCAUUCAUCAUCUACUUGUUCAGGUAACAUUCAACUAAACACCUCAGACUUUUGGCCCUUUCCAUUUGGAGAGAGUGAGACUAUGAGAGCUGAAUAGAUUGUAGGGCUGUUCAUGUCUCUGCUCGCCAUUCCUUUGUAUUUUUGGCAUUUCAAAUAUUUUGUUUUUAUAUGAUUAAUUUAACUUAAUUUUAAUUGGGUGAGAAUUA